Parnassius apollo (apollo) is the source of this 666-nucleotide messenger RNA. The record is from the annotation of a GenBank genome assembly. NCBI's taxonomy places the organism in Eukaryota, Metazoa, Arthropoda, Insecta, Lepidoptera, Papilionidae.
AUGAUUGAGGAGUUUGCUAAAGAAAAAGUUUUUUGGACGAGAAAAAUGAAUCUAAAACUUGUGUACUUUAUUCAAAGCAAACCAAAUAUUUGGAAUCCUAAACAUCCAAAAUAUACAUCAAUGGAAGACAGAGAUCAAACUUAUGCUGAAUUUGCGGCACAGUAUGGUGAUAAAUUUACAGGCCAGGCUGUUAAAAAUCGGUGGACAAAUAUCAGAUCGACUUUUGCUAAUUAUUUAAGGAAAUUAAAUGCCAGCCGUGCAAGAGGCGAGGAAUACAAAAUUAACUGGCACUUAUGGAAGCCUUGUCAGUUUUUAAUGAGAGUAAACAGGACAGUUAAGGACUCGACACAGAACUUCAAAGAAGAAAAUGAAAAUAAUGUGAUUGAAAAAGAAGCAUGCAGCAGCGAAGAUGAAAUUCUUACUAAUAAUACAUACUCUGGUUAUUGCAAGAACAUAGUUGAGAGUUUAGUUGAAGUAUUUAAAGGAAUACAAAAUGAUCCCUUUGGUUUAGAUAACACAAAAUAUAGCAAAAUAGGUCAACUUGUGACAAAAAAGUUAUCACAUAUGAAUUCAUAUGAAGCUUCAAAGGCCACCAAAAGAAUAGCUGAGAUUUUAUUACUUUAUGAUGAAAGCAAUCCAUAUAAUCCAAAUAACAAUGACACUUAA